Molecule: messenger RNA, 1788 nt
Organism: Trypanosoma rangeli
Lineage: Eukaryota; Euglenozoa; Kinetoplastea; Trypanosomatida; Trypanosomatidae
Exons: 1
Coding region: 1-1788 (595 amino acids)
Source: RefSeq, a predicted model, not a curated record
AUGGGUGCAGAGAGCCCCACAAGGGAGUGCGGCGAUGCUGCUGUCGCGGGCGAUCCCACGGCCUUCACAAGCGACAUGCAGGUGACGGAAUCCCCGCCCCCGCUUCCCGCACCGGCGUCAUCUCCCGCCACCUCUUCACGGCCAGCGCGUGCCGAUGUGGAGGAUGCCUCGCCGUGGGAUGACGCGGCAAUUGAGGAGAGCCGUAUGCGGAGUUCCGCGGCAGUGUCCAUGUUUCACUGCGGUGCCGGCAGCGUCUCCACCUGCCUUGAGGGCAGCAUGCUGGGAGAGACGGUUCUGCUGAGCCAAAGCACCCAGCGGCGACUUCACACCAUGUCGUCAUCUGUCGUUGCCCCCUGCGCUGCGCCCCCCGCACCCCUAGACACGAUCAACAAGAGUAACAGCGGCAGCAGCACCCAGAAGAACCAAGACUGCACGGACGUCCCGAGCAUCACGGUUUCACUGGCAAAUUCCAUUAACGACGGCCCCAGUCCGUGGAGGCGGGUGCAGCUUGUGCAGCUGCCUGCCUCCAACGUGGCGGGUGGGAGCCCGAUGCCGAUGAUUACUUCAGGAGCGGCGUCGGACACGGCGACGCCAGCCGACCAGCAUGCCGACCAACUCAAGCAGUACCCUGUGCAAACCGAUUCGGGGGCGCCACCUGAGGCGUCCAACUCGGAGCGCAACGUGGCGGCUUCCGUCAGUGACGGCGACAGGACGCCCCAGCGUGAGGCGAGUCCCUCGCGGCCCCAAUCUUCAGUCUGUUCGACGGGGGACGCGCCGCGUCAGAUGAAUUUAUCUGGGAUGUCUAACAGCAUGUCGUUUCGCCCACCGGUUACAUGUCGGAUCCCUUCGGAUCUCCCAAAGGGGUCUCCGUUGGUGUUUGACGGCUCCCUGAAAUCCACAACACCGACGCGUGCGACACCGGUUGUCACUUCAGCGCUGCAUCAGCCGAAGCCACACCGAACCAACCGAGGCACCCCCAUGUCUGGUUCACAGUUUGUCUCCGCCUUCUGUAAAAGACGGUCAUCCUUCGCCCCUGGAAGCGGCCUGCCAUUCUCGCGUGGUGUGAUGGGAGGCAGUGGUGGGAACGCACUGCGUACCUCCGUGAUAGGCCACGCUUAUGCGGACCCACUCGACAUGGCAUCCAUGGCAAAAUGUCAGAUGCCACCCGUGGCAUCAGUGCCUGACACCGGUGUAUUUGAGCCGUGGCUGCCGCUUGGCCAUGAACCCGAUGUGCCAGCGGCUGAGGCGUCAGGGUGGGUGCCUUUAGGCCUGGGUCUGCAACCACUUGAACAGAGCAGCAAUGACCUUGCCUCUGCUCCUGCCAGCAUCGUUGUAGGUGAUAAGGACGGUGACGCUGAGUGUAAUGGUGCUGAGAAGAAGAGUCUGUCCCCUUCCCGCUGCGAUGUCAGAGGGCUUGGCUUCAGUGUCGGCGAGGAGGGCGGCAUCUCCUGCGGCUCUCAUUCGAUGACGAUGAUGGAGGGGACAGUGCUCGAGAUGAAUCUGGGGUGGGGGUCUAUUUCGGCGUCGGUUCUGUCUCCUGCCAACAGCCAGGUGACAGGCGCGGCAGAUGCGAAAGAGGAGGAAGAUCCUGCUGUGUUGACGCCGGCGACCUGCAAAGAUGUAGCUGAUCAGGCACCACUGGAAAGGUGUCCGCCCUCCCUGCGGAGCCGCUUAUUGUCGCAGGUGAAUGUGGAGCCGCGCGAUGUGGGGAAGCAGGAUGCGGCGGCCGCGGUGAGUCUUGCCACGGCGCAACCAACAGAGGUGCCCGUGCCGACUUGGCAGGAGUGA